UUUUCAAAAAGAGAAAAAAAAAAUAGAGGAAACUGGAGCCAAAUUUACCUCAUCCUGCCACUGCGUCUCCUUCCCCUUGCUCCUCCACGGUUUCCGCCGCGAUUCCGCGAGAGGGGAAGCGCCGCGGCCACGUGAGAAUCCGUGAACGAAUCGGCUCUUCCUGCCGUGGGAGUAUUUCUGAGCUUUUUUGUGGGGGGGUGGUUUGUGUGCUCGGCUUGCGCUGUUCUGGUUUAGGAGGAGGAGGAGGAGGAGUUGGUCAAAUUCAUAGCUUGAUUACGAAUCGUGGAGAUCUGUGGGAAAUUCAGUUCUGUUGGGUCUGUGAUUUGGUUCUAGUUUAGUUGAAGGUAUCUUGAUGUUAUCAGUCUCUAUUUCGUUUGCUGCUUUGGGUCAGUGAGCCGCGAGAGAGCUCAACAAUUCGGUUGUUUGUCACAAGAUUUGGCAAAAUUAGUGUGAAAUUUUCGGAUAUAAUCAGCUUCGAAUUUUUAGUGAGUGGUCGUUCCCUUCCAUUUCUAGUGGAUUCAGUUUGGGGAAAAGGGAUUACCUGAUCCUUGACCAUUUCAACUGCAAAAAAGGAUUGUGUGUUUGGUAAUUAUUCGGAAGUUACUCAGUUCCCCAAAAAGAGUUUGUAGCUGUUGCUUUUCCAACUCUUGAUCAGAAAGGUUUUGGAUUUAUGAUCGUUGUAUGACAUCAAAGAUGGCGCGUAAAGAAGCAAAGCUGCAAAGUGUUGCAGAAUCUGCGAUACGGUCCAUUGGUCUUGGCUACGACAUUGCUACCGAUAUCCGUCUCAAAUACUGCAAGCAGCGCAGUUUGCCUGACCCAUUGCUCAUUGAGCUUGAACAUGACAAGGUUCAGGAUAUUGUGCUUCCUGGUAACCUGACGGUUGCUGGUGUGCCUAAGUCAAUCAAGUGCGACAAAGGAGAGCGUAUGCGGUUCCGGUCUGAUGUCCUAUCAUUUCAGCAGAUGUCCGAGCAAUUCAACCGAGAGUUGUCAUUGUCUGGGAAAAUUCCAUCUGGCUUGUUCAAUGCAAUGUUUGAAUUUACUGGAUGCUGGCAGAAAGAUGCUUCUAUUACCAAAUCACUUGCCUUUGAUGGUUGGUGUAUCACACUGUACACUGUUGCACUCUCAAAGGCACAGAUAAUACUGCGGGAUCAUGUUAAACAGGCUGUUCCAUCAACAUGGGAACCUGCUGCCUUAGCAAGGUUUAUUAGAAAAUUUGGGACUCAUAUAGUCGUUGGUGUAAAAAUUGGAGGAAAGGAUGUAAUUUAUUUGAAGCAACAACACUCAUCGAGCUUGCAAGCUGUUGAUGUUCAAAAACGAUUGAAAGAGAUGUCAGAUCGGCGAUUUCUUGAUGCAAAUGGGAACUCUGACAUUAGUUUGGCAGAUUCAUAUGCUAAAGAUAAGGUUGACACAAGAGAGCAACGGCUGAGAUUUGUAGAGUCCAGUCCAUUAAAUUCUUACGCUUCUAAUGAGGAUUUGGUCAUGAUUCCUAAGCGAAGAGGUGGAAGGGAUAAAGAUAUCAUUUCUCAUAGCGACUGGCUGAGUACUGUUCAAGCAGAACCUGAUGUUAUAUCAAUGUCCUUCAUACCUAUUACUUCACUGUUGAAUGGAGUUCCUGGCUGUGGAUUUUUGAACCAUGCAAUUAAUCUGUACCUUCGGUAUAAGCCCCGAGUCGAGGAAUUGCACCAGUUUUUAGAGUUCCAGCUUCCAAGGCAGUGGGCACCUGUCUACAGUGACCUCCCUCUUGGUCCUCAGAGGAAAAGACAAAGCAGUGCAUCUUUACCAGUAAAUUUAAUUGGUCCAAAACUUUAUGUUUGUACCAACAUGGUUGAUGUGGGCAAAAAACCUGUUACAGGACUUCGGUUGUUUCUUGAAGGACAGAAGAGCAACAAACUAGCUAUCCAUCUCCAGCAUCUUUGCUCUCUUCCUCAGAUUAUUCAGCUCACAGAUGACACAUGCAAUAACCAAACUCCAGAAGCAGAUAUCCGUAGAUACUACGAACCAAUUGGUUCGUGGAAGCGUUUCUCCCAUGUCUGCACUGCACCAGUUGAGUCAGAUGAUUCCUCCAUCGUCACAGGGGCACAGCUAGAAGUGGUCAGCCAAGGUUUCAAGAAAAUACUCUUCCUUCGCCUGCAUUUCUCCAAAGUCUGCAAUGCCACUUCUGUCAAGAACCCUGAGUGGGAUAAUUCUCCAAACCUGGGUCAGAAAUCAGGCCUCAUCUCAACACUCAUCAGCACACAUUUCUCCACAGCAGCUCAAAAACCGGCACCACGCCCUGCCGAGGUGAACAUCAACUCAGCAGUGUACCCUGGAGGUCCACCUGUUCCAGUGCAGACCCCAAAGUUGCUCAGGUUUGUAGAUACAACGGAGAUGAUGCGUGGACCACAGGACUUGCCAGGUUACUGGGUGGUUUCAGGUGCAAAGCUGCAUCUUGAGAGGGGCAAGAUUUCGCUGCGGGUGAAAUACUCACUCUUGACAGUAAUGCUGCCUGAUGAUGAGUUUUCACCUGAUGAUGAAUUUUAGAACCAUGCUCAUUUGUUUUGUGUGCAGCUAACAUUGAGAACACAAUUAAGGAUGUAGGAUUUUCGUAGCAUUUGUAAGUGCACUAGCCGUAAGUCUCUGUUGUGUACAUUGUGGCUUGUAAAUUGUUGAAUGGAGCGAGAGAAUUUGUUGUACCA
This is a messenger RNA of Oryza brachyantha (malo sina), 2675 nucleotides long. RefSeq names its product MACPF domain-containing protein At4g24290-like. Gene Ontology annotation, cellular component: plasma membrane. The coding region runs from base 682 to 2520 and encodes 612 amino acids. The record is from RefSeq and is a predicted model, not a curated record. Lineage: Eukaryota; Viridiplantae; Streptophyta; Magnoliopsida; Poales; Poaceae. The transcript has 7 exons. Gene Ontology annotation, biological process: regulation of salicylic acid mediated signaling pathway; plant-type hypersensitive response.